GUGCAUCAGAUCACUUUCAGAUUUUCACUUUGACGAUGCAGAGAGAUGAUCAUAACUUCAUCUGAACAUGGAGUUACUUAUGCUCAUUUUCGUAGCUGUAAUUCCAGUUAUAUCUGAUGGGUUGACUGUGCGCGGUCCGUCUGCUCCUCUGGUGGCUCCUCUGGGAUCUUCAGUGGUUUUGCUCUGUUAUGUUGAUGACCCUUUACCAAUGGAGGAUCUGGAGGUGGAGUGGAGAAGACCAGACUCUGAGACUUUAGUUCAUCUGUAUCAGGAUGGUAAGAGUCAAACAGAAGUCCAGCAGCAGGAUUAUCAGGACAGAGCUCAUUUCUUCACUGAUCAGAUUCAACAUGGAAACUUCUCCCUCCGUCUGGACGAUCUGAGAACUGAAGAUGAGGGACAAUACACAUGUACAGUUCACAGUCAGCAGAAGUCUGGUGAGACUGUGGUUCAAAUAAACAUUGAUGUUGUACGUUUGCGAGUGUUGGGCUCAGAUGAGUCUAUAUCUGCAUCUGUGGGUGAAGACGUCACUCUGAGCUGCUCUGUAGACUCUCACUUCACACCUGAACACAUCGAUGUUACAUGGAAGAAAACCGAUGAAAAUAUUCAGGUUCUGCUCUACAAAAACAAUGAACCUGUACCAGACUCAGCUGAUUUGCGAUACAGAGAAAGAGUUGAGUUCUUCACUGAUGAAAUCCCCAAAUUAAACUUCUCUCUCAGACUGAAGAGCGUCAGAACUGAGGAUAAAGGAGUUUACAUGUGUGAGGUGUUUGCAGGAGGACUUUCAGCCAAUACAACUGUAGAACUGGAGCAACUGGGUUUCUCUGUUUCUCACAUCAUGGUGCUGAUUCUCUGUGUUUCUGCGUCUGGAUCUGCUCUUCUGCUCUGCUGCCUGAUCUACUGCAGAAAUCAGAACGGGUUAACUGUGACGUAUUCUCAGAACAGAGAUGUUCAGCCAGGAUCUUCAAUGGUUCUGAAGUGUUAUAGAGUUAAACCUUUAGAAACAGAGGAUCUGAAGGUGGAGUGGAGAAGAAAAGAGACUUUAGUUCAUCUGUAUCAGGACGGAGAGAGUCAAACAGAGAAACAGCAGGAGGAUUAUCAGAACAGAGCUCAUUUCUUCACUGAUCAGAUUCAACAUGGAAACUUCUCCCUCCGUCUGGACGAUCUGAGAGCUGAAGAUGCUGGAGAAUACAUAUGUACAAUUCACAGCAAACACAGAUCUGUGUUUUCAACUCAGAUUACUGUGGAAAAGCACUUCACCAUGAAGCAUGUUCAGUCAUAG
This is a messenger RNA of Carassius auratus (goldfish), 1279 nucleotides long. RefSeq names its product butyrophilin-like protein 2. Lineage: Eukaryota; Metazoa; Chordata; Actinopteri; Cypriniformes; Cyprinidae. The coding region runs from base 68 to 1279 and encodes 403 amino acids. Gene Ontology annotation, cellular component: external side of plasma membrane. Gene Ontology annotation, biological process: negative regulation of T cell proliferation; cell surface receptor signaling pathway; immune response. The transcript has 6 exons. The record is from RefSeq and is a predicted model, not a curated record.